UGCAAAUUACCUUCAAAGCCUGACAGAACUUGUUGAAGUUAGGAAGUAUACUAGGCAUGGCCAUCGGUGUUGCACUCUUCAGCUCGCUUCUUGUACUUUCAUUUGUCUCUCCAAUCUCUUCACUAAGUUCCAAUUACUACGACGAGACCUGUCCCAAUGCUGAGUUGAUCGUCGCAAAUGCUGUCAAGAAUGCGGCAAUGAAGGACAAAACCGUUCCAGCUGCUCUUCUGCGGAUGCAUUUUCACGACUGUUUCAUUAGGGGUUGCGAUGCGUCGGUGCUUUUAAACUCCAAAGGAAGCAACAAAGUGGAGAAGGAUGGACCUCCUAAUGUCUCUCUGCACUCAUUUUUUGUAAUCGACAAUGCCAAAAAGGAGUUGGAAGCUUCUUGCCCUGGCGUGGUUUCAUGUGCGGACAUCUUGGCACUAGCUGCUAGAGAUUCCGUCAUACUGUCCGGAGGUCCGACUUGGGAUGUGCCCAAGGGAAGGAAGGAUGGAAGAACAUCAAAAGCCAGCGAGACGACUCAACUCCCAGCACCACUUUUCAACAUUUCUCAGCUCCAGCAGAGCUUCUCCCAGAGAGGCCUCUCUAUGGAAGAUCUCGUCGCUCUUUCGGGAGGCCACACACUAGGAUUUUCCCACUGCUCCUCCUUCGCAGGCAGGAUCCGCAACUUCAACACCACGCACGACAUCGACCCAUCGAUGCACCCAUCCCUGGCAGCGAGCCUAAGAGGCGUAUGCCCGAGCAAGAACAGGCCAAAAAACGCAGGGACCACCAUGGACCCUUCCUCGACCACCUUCGACAACACGUACUACAGGCUGAUCCUCCAGGGGAAGGGCCUGUUCUCUUCGGACCAGGCCCUCCUGGCAGUGCCCAAGACGAAGGAUCUGGUCGAGAAGUUCGCAGGCUCGCACAAGGAAUUCACGGAUGCAUUCGUCAAGUCCAUGAUCAAGAUGAGCAGCAUCACAGGCGGAGGGGAAGUUAGGAAGGACUGCAGGGUAGUCAAUUAAGGGUUUCGGAUCAUCUGCUGCAUGAUCUGGAUAAUCAUAUUUCUCUGUUCAAUUUAAGGUGAAAAGCCAGCUUAAGCAUAUGUAUAAGAUUUGUUGGAAAUAUACGCCUGAAGACUAAAGGGCCUAAAGUUCAAACGGAAGUGGAGAGUAUGUCUUAUAGAAGAUGAACUAGAUUUUACGAAAGCUUAGCAGUUAAUCUUUUUCCAUGAGCUCUAUAAAUUCAUUCUAAUGGUGGAUGAUGUAAGAAUUUUUUUAAUAUGGGUUGGCUAGUGUGGAUCAA
Messenger RNA from Eucalyptus grandis, 1287 nucleotides. RefSeq names its product peroxidase 64. Bases 57 to 1007 code for a protein of 316 amino acids. The transcript is spliced from 4 exons. Gene Ontology annotation, cellular component: plant-type cell wall; plasmodesma. Gene Ontology annotation, biological process: response to oxidative stress; hydrogen peroxide catabolic process. Lineage: Eukaryota; Viridiplantae; Streptophyta; Magnoliopsida; Myrtales; Myrtaceae. The record is from RefSeq and is a predicted model, not a curated record. Gene Ontology annotation, molecular function: heme binding; peroxidase activity.